UCAAUCCGGAAUUUAUUCGUUAUAGUUCUAAUUUUACUCUCGCUUUUAUAUUUCCCGCGUGGAGAUCAGCAAGUUGUUUACCGAUGAAAUUUGGCUGUUUUGUCUCUAUCAGACGACAGUUUUUUCACCUGAUUGAAUAAAGGAAUCAUUACACUUUUGUUCAUCAUGUUAGCUGUAUGCAAACCUACCUAGAGGCAGCACAGUGAAAAAACUAGGACAUUUAUCUCACAACGCACUGUUACAUGCUACUUCUACGAUGUACACAGAUGGUUACGACGAUAUAGUAGAUAGAGAUGAUAGACCAGUCAGAAUGGCAUCAAAAUCAGAAAAGGGUCAAGAGUACUACAAAGAACAGAAAGAAAUGUUUGAAAAAAGGUUGAAAUCAUCUGGUUUUAUGCUCAGUAACACUAUAGAAACCUAUGAUCAAACUCUACCGAAAUCAAUAACUGGACUAGAAAUGGCACAAGCAGACCUACACACAGCAUACAAGAGAUACGACAAAGAUGCGAACAGUUAUUUAGACUUUCUCACGAGAUCACGUGAAACAGAAGCUCAAGAGGACAUCAAUGCAUACUGGGAAAUCAUGAAUGACCUUAAAAAGAAAUACAACUUUCUAAUGGACAAAAUCACACUUCAACGAGACUCUGUUGAGACAAGAUCUAUGACAAAAUCACAUAAAACGGAUUAUUCUUCUAAAAGUCAGAAGUCAAAUGUUUCAGAAGCUGCACUUAAAAGAGCAAAAGCCGAGGCUGAAAAAGUGAAACUCAAAUUCGCAGAACAAGAAGCUACACUAAAAAAAGAACAGUUUGACAAAACGUUACAGAUCGAAUUGCUUCAACAACGUAAGACUGCCGCAGCAGCGGACGCCGAAGCCACAUACCUCGAAAAACAAUCAGCCGCCGAUGACAAUGAAGCAGCCAAGUUACCCGAGGAGGAAUUGAGUCCUUUGGAGAAAACUUUGCAAUUUUUAGAUAAAAUAAACACAGGUACCAAUGAUGCCCAGCCUCCGCAUACAAGUGACGUCCCACAAGACAAGCCUCUUUCACCUGAUUGUGAACCUUUUGUGCCAAAAUCAACUUUGCACGCGGUCUCCUCGACUCCUAAAGUGCCUUCACAUAUUGUACAGAAACGGCACAGUGACGGAACAGGUGUCCAGAGAAAAUUUGACGAUGAAGCUCCAGUCUUGAAUCAUUUAUCGCCAGGAAACUUUGUCAUGAAGAAAAACCUACUCUUAGAAACCUUUCAACAACAAAAGUUUGAUGAUAAGCCAGACUGUUACAUUGUUUGGAAGAAACAAUUUAAAGUCAUCACCUCAGACAUCGGGUGCACACCUUUAGAGGAGUUAACCUUGAUAACCAACUGUGUGCAGACAGGAUCCGAAGCUUUCCGUCUGAUAAUGAGCUCGAGAGCAGCAUGUGCGGAUGAUCCACUACAGUGUUUGUCAAAUAUUUGGGAACGCUUGGAUCAACGUUUUGGUAGUGCCGAGUUACUAGAGUCAACAUUGAAAACAAAACUGUUCAACUUGCCGAACAUGAUCGACCGUAAAGAUCUUUAUGAACUCCAUGACAUUCUGUGCGAGAUUCAAGCUGUGAAAGCAACCGUUGAGUACUCCUCAAUAUUCUCCUAUUUGGAUUCCUCUUUAGGUAUCAAGCCCAUUGUCGAGAAACUACCAAAAGGUAUCCAGGACAAAUGAAUCAACAGAGUCGUUAGCUGCAAAAAGGACCGUAAGA
Molecule: messenger RNA, 1730 nt
Organism: Saccostrea echinata
Lineage: Eukaryota; Metazoa; Mollusca; Bivalvia; Ostreida; Ostreidae
Exons: 2
Coding region: 257-1693 (478 amino acids)
Source: RefSeq, a predicted model, not a curated record